Pyricularia oryzae 70-15 is the source of this 1747-nucleotide messenger RNA. RefSeq lists its product as uncharacterized. The record is from RefSeq and is a predicted model, not a curated record. Gene Ontology annotation, cellular component: mitotic spindle; DASH complex. Lineage: Eukaryota; Fungi; Ascomycota; Sordariomycetes; Magnaporthales; Pyriculariaceae. Gene Ontology annotation, biological process: mitotic cell cycle. The coding region runs from base 164 to 841 and encodes 225 amino acids. The transcript is spliced from 2 exons.
AAACAAAUGCACAACGACAAUCUACCAGUACGCACGUCAUCAAGCCCUCCCGGAUUUACGAGGACCCUUGAUUGACCAUCCGAUUUGGAUCUCAAGUUAUAUCUUAUCCUACAACCGUUUCGAUAUACCUAUCCCCCAAUUGAAAUAUAUCUCAACACCCACCAUGCCAUCUCCAAUAGAAGAUUCGGAGCUGGUUUCCUCUCCAGUGAAAUCAGAACAUGACGCCCCACCUAGGACACCUGCCAACAAAAACCAAACCUACGACUCUGAAGAGGUCCGCGAGGCGGCAUUGCGGCGCGAGCUUGAAGGAGUGCGCAAUAUAAACGAGGUGAUUGAAGGUGUAAUCAGUACUUUAAACAAGGCCAAGGGCAACAUGAAUACGGUUUCACGAACCGUUGGUAACGCCUCGGCCCUUCUGAACACUUGGACCCGCAUCUUAUCGCAGACCGAGCACAACCAGAGGCUCAUCCUCAACCCCGGCUGGAAAGGCGCUACUGACGACCUGCAAUCUAUUGAAGCGGAGGCUCUCCAACGGCAGAUGGCUGCUCAGCGCAGGGCCGCCGAGGAUGAGCGCAGGCGAGAAGAGGCUCGGCGACGUGCCGAAGAGGCUGAGCGCCAGAAGGAAAUCACGUCGGCGUCAACUACUUCAAGGGGAGGCCUGCGGGGAACUAGAGGGAGGGUUACCCGGGGCAUCGGCCGUGGAGGAGUUUCUGGGAGCAGUAGUACCAGCACCUCCAGCGUAUAUAGCUCCAGAGGCACCUCUGGUAUAGGCAGGGGAAUCGGUGGUACGAGAGGCACAGGCACUCGCGGAAGCACAACAAGGGGUCGGGGUGUGCGAUGAUUUACACAAGAAUUUUAUUCUCAUCGAGCAGGACCGAUAUAUACCCAAAUCAACCCAUCCGUUGCUGUCCAUAUAGUCAUUCACUAUACAAGUGAGGACCAAUGCACAAAAAACCCCUUGUUAUACCCAGUCCAACGCGACACCAAGAACGCCAGGUUACCCAACCCAAGCUAGCCAAUUGCGUCCAUGGACGACGCCCUUUCGAACUUGGCGCUAAAUGCCUUGCCAAUUCCCCUUAUUUUUUCUUGAAGAACUCGCUCAGCUUCUUCAUGCCGCUGACAUUGACCUUCUUCAACUGCUUGACUCCCCUACUUUCGUUCAUCUUCUUCCGCUUGUCCUCCUCUUCCAUCUUUCUCCUCUUCUCGUUGCGCUCCUCCUGCUCCUCAUCCAGAGCGCGCUUUCGCGAAAAGUCCGAGGCAGACCUGGUGAGCAAAGCCUCUUGUCGAAGCUUUGUGAGGCGAGAAAGGUAAUCGUCAAGGGGCUUGAAGUCGACAAAUUGAGAAAAGGUGCCGGAUUUUGCCGAGAGCAGGUCCUUGAUUACUGUUGUGAUUGCCGGGGGGAGGUAGCUAGAGCAUAUAAAGUUGAAAGCCACCCUCAGCUCUUGCAACUUGAUGACCUUGUCUGAUGCCUCGAUGGCGGCGACCACCUGUUCGGGGGCAGCCGCAUCUGCGUCAUCCUCGGCUGUUGAGGUCGCAACGGUGGAGGUUUGUGAUACUGUGCUGCCUGCAGUAGCGACCGAGGAUUGGGAGUCGUUGGACUCGGUUUGUGGUGUCGAGGCCCCAUCAGAGUCUUCCUGAGCCGCCUCCGCUGGCGCAGCAGCACCCUUGGGCGCUAAGCUUUUCUGACCCAGUACUGGUGCCUCGAGCGCCUUCUUGACGAACUUGUCGUGCAUGCUCUUAGGCAAAG